UUGAACACAUGAAAUACAUCGAAUCUUUGUUGGCGUAUCAAUUCAAGUUCAUCUGAUCCUAAGUUAGGGGGAAAAAUGUCUUUUCCAAGCCCCAAGAAGCCGGAUUCCUAUUUCCCGCCCAUCGCCUCUGUGAAAAUCCGCAACGCCGCUGGUGGCGACACAUUUGACCCGGGGGAGGAAGUUCCCGUGAGUGAGAUGGUGAACAUGAUUGUCGAGGCGCUGGAGGAGCUGGACAAUGAGGAAGGCUCCACCGUGUCGGAGAUCAAAAGGUUUCUCACCUCUAAGAAAUUACUGAACCAGAACGCUGAUCUGCGUCCGGGCAUCAUACUGGCGCUGAAGACAAACAAGAUCAAACGACCUCUGAGUGCGGUCAAGGCCGGAGUGUACGGCAAGUACGUCCUGGAGGAGGCCGAGUCAGACACGGAGUUCUCUUUGAGAAGCCCGAAGAAGGGAAAGAUGAACAAGAGCUCACGGUCAGGAAAGACGAACAGAACAAGGAAGACAUAGAACAUCUAGCUGCACUGUGUACACUUUGGGUGCCUUUAAGAACAAUGUUGUCACGUGAUGACACGAUAAGGGUUUCAGAAAUAGACCCAUCCUUCAUCCAAAUAAACGAUCAAUG
Messenger RNA from Biomphalaria glabrata, 622 nucleotides. RefSeq lists its product as uncharacterized. Gene Ontology annotation, biological process: nucleosome assembly. The record is from RefSeq and is a predicted model, not a curated record. Gene Ontology annotation, molecular function: DNA binding. The coding region runs from base 76 to 507 and encodes 143 amino acids. Lineage: Eukaryota; Metazoa; Mollusca; Gastropoda; Planorbidae. The transcript has 2 exons. Gene Ontology annotation, cellular component: nucleosome.